AAAUACAUGGCUUGCUGUUUGAUGUACCGUGGUGAUGUCGUCCCCAAGGACGUGAACGCGGCUGUCGGAACGAUCAAGACCAAACGUACCAUCCAGUUCGUUGACUGGUGUCCGACUGGGUUCAAGUGCGGUAUCAACUACCAGCCACCGACCGUUGUCCCAGGAGGAGAUCUCGCUAAGGUGCAGAGAGCUGUGUGUAUGAUCUCCAACUCGACGAGUGUCGCUGAGGUGUUCUCGAGGAUUGAUCACAAGUUCGAUCUCAUGUACGCGAAACGUGCGUUCGUUCACUGGUAUGUCGGUGAGGGUAUGGAGGAAGGAGAGUUCUCAGAGGCUCGUGAGGACCUUGCGGCGUUGGAGAAGGAUUAUGAGGAGGUUGGUGCUGAAGGCGGUGAUGAUGAGGAUGACGAAGGCGAGGAG
Brassica oleracea var. oleracea is the source of this 417-nucleotide messenger RNA. RefSeq names its product tubulin alpha-2 chain-like. Gene Ontology annotation, cellular component: cytoplasm; microtubule. NCBI's taxonomy places the organism in Eukaryota, Viridiplantae, Streptophyta, Magnoliopsida, Brassicales, Brassicaceae. Gene Ontology annotation, biological process: mitotic cell cycle; microtubule cytoskeleton organization. The record is from RefSeq and is a predicted model, not a curated record. Gene Ontology annotation, molecular function: structural constituent of cytoskeleton; GTP binding.